CACCUGUUGUGUAACAGCUUUGCCAGCAAUUUGGCAGCUUUUGGCAGCUCACCGAUGAACUCUUUCGUAUUAACUCCACUACCACAUAUAUUGCACUGAGACAUAACUUGUCUUUUGCCUGCGUCUAUAGCCCAUCUUAGAAUAUCAACAGAAUGCCGAGAUCUAGGAGUUCCAGCUAUAGAGUCUCAGUCAAUCCUAUUGCCACUCUUCCGAUAGAAGUUUUCGAAGGCGUGAUGGACCAUCUCCGUUCAUAUAGACAAACGCUUGACGCAUGCUCUCUGGUCUGCAAAGCUUGGCUACCCAUCGCCAGAGUACGACUAUAUGAGAGCAUGUCUGUACCUCUAUACGACCACGAUACGAUGGAUGAAUUCAUCGAGUUUCUAGAAACCGCACCAAACAUCUUGCCGUUGAUCGUCGACCUCCGCAUUCAUGGAAUUGACCUGCGGACCGAGAUCACCCUUCACGACGGUCACCUUAAUGUCAUCCUCUCGUUGCUUUCCAACCUUCGAAACUUACAUUUGGAACUCCUACGACUCUCCAUUCAAAACACAGCUAGCUCUGCUGUUCUUACAUCUACGGAGGCUGAGCUCACGUGUGCCCGAUAUAAUCUCCAUCGCUUACGUCUGGAGCAUAUCGAUGCCAAAACAAUUUCUCCCGACGAAGACGAAGUUCCCCUUGAUGUUUUCGAAUUCCUUGGUAUCUUUGCCCAAAUUCAUACGUUGGAGCUGUGGAAGUGUCACUUCCACCCAAGGACCUCUCUUCCUCCAAGUUCUGCGGAUCGUACACACGUCCCAAAACGCAUUGCCGUUACGAGUAUCAUCAUUAAUCAGAUGUAUUUGGCCUCUUUUUAUGCGUACAUGCAACGACAUUUGGAUUUACCACAACUCCAUGCUUUGCAUACCUUUGGCAAUACCAUUGACGCGUUACUUUCUGCUUCCACGCUGAUUCAAAGGCCCGACACCAAUAUCACCACUUUUACCUUCACGCUACCCGACCAGUCCAUACUCUCCGAAGCGGAGAUAGUGGCAUCUCAUUUUUCCUCUUGCACAAGCCUCGACGCCGUGUACAUCCAGCUUGCUUCGAGAUACCAGCGUACUGCUUCUAAUUUCACGGAGGAGUUUCGUGAUAUCCUACUCUUCACGACGCAUUUUCCUAAAUCCAUUCGACACCUAGUGUUCGGGUGCGUUAUCAACUCGGGGAACUCACUAUUCAUGGAAAACCUGAAGACGCGUGACUGGUACUUAUUCGAAAAUGACCUUUCCAAAUAUCCCUCUCUCCAAUCGCUCACGUUUCGCCUAUAUGACCAAUCCGUUCAUCCUAUGGAUCAAGAUGUCGUACCUAUCGCGGAAACCGUGAAGUUGGCUUUCACUGAUGUCCUUCCAUUGCUGGCGAGACGAGUCUCCAUUCGUUUCACAAGGCCUCCUAGUAUUUCAGUUCUUUAAAUGAUUUCACAAGACCGUUGUAACUUUCGUUUAAGGCAGCCCUUACUAGAGCGUGAUUCGGUUCCCUAUACACGUGUUUGAUAGCAUUGGAGAUGCCAGAGUACGGUUCUACUAUUUAUCUGGCCAGGGGGUCAUUUACUCGCUCGUACCAUCCUGAACGUUAUAAGUAAUUGCUUCUUCUUUCUAUCCUGGUGGCUUCCUACAGUGCGUGAUUUCAUCUUCGUCAAUACUCCUUCGUGUAGGUAUUCCCCCAAAGGCCUUUUCGGACCAUCUUGGUAGUAUACCAUCGACGAGGAUGUUUUGUUCUCAUGUCAUGUGCCAACUUACGGAGAGUUUAUCUCAAUUUUAGACACUAGAAGUAGACAAGCUGCUACGAACGAGUCGUCGAUACUCAACUUGUCUUGUCGUCAUCCGCGAUUUAUCGGUGAAGAAUAAAUUUCUAUGCGGAC
Messenger RNA from Somion occarium, 1891 nucleotides. Lineage: Eukaryota; Fungi; Basidiomycota; Agaricomycetes; Polyporales; Cerrenaceae. The record is from the annotation of a GenBank genome assembly.